Molecule: messenger RNA, 2070 nt
Organism: Gregarina niphandrodes
Lineage: Eukaryota; Apicomplexa; Conoidasida; Eugregarinorida; Gregarinidae
Exons: 2
Coding region: 1-2070 (689 amino acids)
Source: RefSeq, a predicted model, not a curated record
AUGGCGGUAAAUGGAGUAGAGGAAAUAAUUACUUCUAGUUUCAUUGAUGCUGAAGAUAGCCUAGGCCCGUUAAUUGCUGGGUGCACAACUGUUAAGGAGCUACUAGAUAAAGUUCGCUGGGAGACGCUACCCCAAGACGUUUAUAUUUGGGUGUGCUACGUGCUCAGGUCCAAUGUGAAUGACAAGACGCAACCCGUAAGGGCAAGGGCGGACCCCCCUUUGGGGGUAGACCCCGAAAGGGCAGAGCCUCCUUUGGGGUUAGACCCCGAAAGGGCUGAGCCCCCCCACUCUUCGGGCUGGAAUAGCACAUUGCCGGCGUACUUGGUCGCCGAGCUGAAAGGCAUUCUGGUGGAGGAGUGGCCGCUGACGGAGCGGAGUUCGGUGAUCGGACAGUGUCUGGCGGCGAUCACGGCGGUCUACCUCGCGCGAUUCCGCACGCGGGGGAGUGCACCAACUGCGGCGGCGACAGAUGCGUUCGAAACCGUGAGUUAUUGUGUCGACUUUUGCACGGUCGCCGAUGCGGCGUUGCUGAGCGCGCUCCUUUGGCGCACGGCGGACGUUUGGCGUGAAUUACUCCAUGACGGCGACGCCGCGAUGCAGGCCUUCCUUGCAGACCCCGCCAUCGCCGAAGACAAAAAACUCAAAUUCACGCAGCGACUCGUCCCCGGCCGCGCCAUGUGCAUCUCCGUCUCCAACGCCCUCCUCGCCGCCCUCAGCGCAGACGACCAAUGGCUCGCCUACGCCGCCCGUAUUCGCAUGUUCCCCUACGCCGUCCUCCCGCCCUCCUUCGAAGGCAUUUCAUGUCGGCACCGAGGCGCGGGUGCGUGCAAUAAGGACUUUCCCACGGGCGUGGCAAGUGUUGAGACGGAACGGGCCGUGUUGGCGGCGUGGGACCGUGCGGUGGAGUUUCGGCAGCGGCUGCAAUUGGGUGCGCCUGCACACUUGACGGCUGCGGACUACGUGUUGUUCCUACGCGUGCAUCGUUUUCUACAGGACCCGGCGGAGUACUUGACUGUGUGUUUGGGGGGUACUCUGUCGGUCAGGAUGGAAAUCUUGGCGGGCGGCACACGUUCGGUAUCCGGUCGUGCUUCCGGGUCCGCCGGCGGCGGCGCAGUUGGAAAGGCGGCGGUGGUGGAGGAGGUGCUAGAAGAAGGCGAGACGGUAGACGAGCGACUGGACUGUUUGGUGGGGCGGUUGCGGGAGGUGGAGCAGUUCGGGCAGUUUCUGGAGCGGUGUUGCACGGCAGCGGGAAAGCGGAAGCAUCGCGUGCCAAAUCAUGCAGUGCAGCUGCUGACGGCAGUUCAUGUGAGUCCAUUGGCAUUCAUUGAGACCUUUGCGACGGUGCCGCAAUAUGCUUCUGUAAUCGCCGCACACGUGUUGGUUGCGCUGCGUAUCGCUUUCCAGUGGGUCGCCGGAGCGGACGAGCAAGGCUUGUUGGCUAACUGGGCGGCGAACAUCAGCAUCCAUGUCCUCGCCGCCUACAAGAAGGCACAACAGGCCCUGGUUGUCUGUCUUAGCCAUGAGCUUUUGAACGAAUGUCAUGAGAUUCUCGGCCUCGAACUGCAAACAGGCUACCCCUCCAGUAACCAAACUGGCAACCUACCCGAAGCCCCCCCCAACCACCGCAGUUACGACCAUACCGUCCCCGACCCGGGGGCUCUUGCAGCCCAAAACACAACUGAAAACACAGGACAGGACGCAUGUGAACGUGCGGUCAUUGCCGGACUUGGCCGCUUCACCGCCAUAGCGAAGACGGGACAUGAACAACUCCGCAGACUUCUGAUGACGCCGACCGAUCUCUCCGCCUGGCGGGACGACGCCUACCUCGAAACACCCCUGCCCGACGACUACCACACCUUCAGCCACGCCCAACAGCUCCAACAACGUUGGACUGAUGUCCUCGAGAAAAAGAAAAUCGACGAAGAUCCCGAAACCGAAGUCGAACCUUCCGAACGUCAUCUUGCCCAAGAUCGCAACCUCUGGCGGGGCCUUCGAACCGCCAAAAACGCCGGCCUCAUUCCCACCCGAGUCUUCGGCAAAGAGGAAGGACUCAUCGGCUACUUCAGCUAG